Messenger RNA from Protopterus annectens (West African lungfish), 2547 nucleotides. Its product is annotated as glutathione hydrolase 6-like. The transcript has 4 exons. The record is from RefSeq and is a predicted model, not a curated record. Bases 218 to 2149 code for a protein of 643 amino acids. Lineage: Eukaryota; Metazoa; Chordata; Ceratodontiformes; Protopteridae. Gene Ontology annotation, cellular component: extracellular exosome.
CUAAGGCGUGUUCUUUGCGCGUUUAGGUUGUCUUGGUACAAGGGCGUUGACAGGUGUACACGGAAGAAGUAGACCUAAUUGUGAAAAGGUGGAAAAGGAGGGGAAACUAGCGCAGGAAAUCAAAGAAUAAACCGUGAUAUAAAUAGCAAGCGCUUCGGUUGAAAAGGAAGAUUUAUCUUUGUUGUGCCCACUGGAGGGCUUAAUACCGUGAAUAUUAAUGGAGGUUGGCGCCAACGUCCGAUAUCAGCGGUUGCAACAGGUGGAGGAGGAAGAUCAGGUGGAUGGCGAAUGUAGCGAUCAGGAAGAAAAGGAAGAGCUGAAUGUAGAAGCCGAAGAAAUUGAGGAUGACAGGGUCAUAGUUAAUAUAUACGCCCCAUCAGCAAAGAUUGUCAACUCUCAGCGUAAGAAGGAGACAUGCUCCCGAAUUUUGGCAGCAGUGAUACUUUUGAUUGUAGCCUUCCUGUUUGGAUUGUAUCAGUUCAUGUAUGUCAAUUUACAGCUUCCUCAUGAGGAUGACUGCUUUUCUCCCCAAAAUAAAGGCAUGUCAUAUGGUGUCACUGAAAAUCAUUUUGAAGGAAAGGACUCAAAUUGCACUAAUGAAGAUUACCAUCACCAUGAGGAUGAAGCAGAAAAGAUGGGUGAGCAUCUGCAUUCUGAAGAGGAUGACAGUGUUGCCCCACAUAAACAUGAGCAUGGCAUUUACCAUCAUUUUACUGUUGUUACAGAUUCAGCUACGUGUUCUGAAGUAGGAAAAGAUAUUCUUGCUUCUGGUGGAAAUGCUAUGGAUGCCGGGAUUGCUACCACAUUGUGUUUGGGACUUGUGCAUCCACACUCUGCUGGCAUUGGUGCUGUUUUCUCAGCUUUGUACUAUGAUGGACCAUCUGGAACUUCAAAAGUAUUUAAUGCCAUUCCCAUCAAUUCAUCAUCUUCUGAUUUUGGUAUUCCUGUCUCUCUUCAGACUUUAAGACUGAUGCAUAAAUUUCAUGGCAGCCUUGAAUGGUCCACACUUUUCAGUAGUGCAAUUCAUAUAGCGAGACAUGGAUUCAGCAUUGAUCACAUCCUAGCUCAAGCUUUGCGAGAUAAUGAAGCUGUGAUCAAGAACUCAAGACUGUGUGAUUUGUUCUGUAACUUAAAUGGAAGCAUCAAAGAUGAGGGUUCAACAGUUACAAAUAGGAAGCUUGCAGACCUACUGGAGAAUAUUAGGAACAACAUAGAUAAUGAUGGCAUCUCAUCAACAUUGAUUCAGUUCUUGAACCCUGAUAUUCCAGUUCCUGCACAACAGACAUUUGUAGACAGCAUGAAACACCACCAGGCUAAUUGGACUGAUCCCUUAAAAGUUGAAUUUGAUGACGUUGUACUGUACGGAGCUUCAUUUCCAGCAGCUGGAAACAUUUCUUCUGGAAUUAUUGAAGAACUUCAAUCACAAAACUUGACACUAGAGAGCAUAUCAGAAGACCAACAUAGUGCCAGCAUUUACUCUCACAUCCUAAAUGCUUCUAUUCAGAUUUAUAAUAACAUUAUUAGAAAGAGCAAAGAAAAAUUGCUCAGUGAAAUAUCCAGUACAACACAUCCAAAAAGUGCCAUAAAUAAAAGCUUAGUAAAUUUAAACAUGGCUCCGUCUAGUAGUUACAUUGCUGUUGCAGAUAAUAAUGGCUCUAUCUUUGUGUUGUCUGGUUCACUCAAUAGUACUUUUGGUUCAAAGUUGUUUCUACCAUCAAGUGGUAUAAUCCUCAGUGAUUUUACAGAGGGUACCAAAGCAGACUUACAAUACUGGGCAUCUCCUAUGGUACUUGAUAUGAAGGAACAAGAUGACUUGAUUGGAAUUGUUGCAACUGGUGGAACAUCUGUUCCAUUUGGUGUUGCUCAGAGUAUAAUAAAUAAGGUGUACUUUGGAAAGUCAUUAAAAGAAGCAGUUAGUGGACCACUUUUUCAUCUUAAUUUUGGAGAUGAUGGUACAUUUCAUACCUAUGUAUCAGGGCUUUCAAGUAGAUCAAACAUUUUCAAAGAAUUGUUAAAAGUAGAACCAAAUUUGGAAAUAUUAAGAGAUGACGAUGACCAGAAUUUAAUCAUUGCAAUAGUAGAAUUCCAUAAUGGGCAUGUAAGCAGCUUUGGUAAUUCAACUAGUCAUAUGUUUUCUGAUGGAAAUUAACUUUUUUCUUUUUAAAUAAGUGACACGGUUCUUUGGUUUUAAUUGUGAAAUGGAUAAUUAAUACUGCUAGGUGUUUAGAGCAGUCAUAAGGCAUACCCUGUAAAGAGAAAUGUAUUUAUAUUAACAGUGAAGCAAAGAGAACAUCUAUUUUCAUAUUCCUAAAGUGACUAUAAUUGCACUGUAUCAACUGCUGAGCUCUAUGCAAAAAAACUGAAUGACAAUACAUAUUCCUUUUAAAAGAUAAGGUCCUCCUAUGGCAGGAUUUAUAACAUAAGCUGUCUGUAUUUAAGGGGUGCUGUCAUUGUUAUGCAGCAUUUUUAUUACAUAUUUUCAGAUUUAUUUUUCUAACUAAGUUAUGAAGUUUGUGGUGUACAUAUGUAAAAAAAACUUCAGAGUAA